Canariomyces notabilis is the source of this 600-nucleotide messenger RNA. RefSeq lists its product as uncharacterized. NCBI's taxonomy places the organism in Eukaryota, Fungi, Ascomycota, Sordariomycetes, Sordariales, Chaetomiaceae. Gene Ontology annotation, cellular component: nucleolar ribonuclease P complex. The coding region runs from base 1 to 600 and encodes 199 amino acids. Gene Ontology annotation, biological process: tRNA processing. The transcript has a single exon. The record is from RefSeq and is a predicted model, not a curated record.
AUGGCUACCAGCGACGUGACUGCUGCCAUCAGGUUUCUCAAUGAUGCAGGACACCUUUUAGCCAUCACGGCUCCUGAAACAUCUGCAUAUCUCAUGAGCCAUCGUAAUGGCCUGAUGUUUGAGCACGAGAUACCGCUCUCUGAUAAGCAGAGAGAGCAUGUCUGCACCUGUUGUGGCCACAUCAUGCUUCCCGGACAAGGGAGCGAUCUGCAAAUCAGGCAGGUGAAGAGAGCAUACAAAAAGCUGGGGCAAACGAGGCAUCCGAAAAAGGACGAGGCUCGUUCCGGCCCGACAAAGGUCAUGACCUGCGGACGCUGCAGCAGGCUGACCGAGGUCAAGCUGCCGGCGCCAGCCCCUAUCUCCAGGCGCCAUCUAGAGGUCCAGAAACCUCAAAAGUCGUCAGAGCCAGCGGUGACCCAAUCUAUGCCUACCGUCAAUUCGGAUACAGUUCCUCAGAAAUCCAGCACGAACGCUAACAGCAAAAAACGUGCCAAGUCGAGAAAGGCCGGAUUGCAGGCUCUGUUGGAUCAAUCGACUGCAGCACGAAACAUGAGGCCUGGGCUCGGCUUGAGUCUAGCAGAUUUCAUGGAGAAGAAGUGA